This is a messenger RNA of Naumovozyma dairenensis CBS 421, 3393 nucleotides long. It is a transcript of the gene PAN2, whose product is annotated as poly(A)-specific ribonuclease. Lineage: Eukaryota; Fungi; Ascomycota; Saccharomycetes; Saccharomycetales; Saccharomycetaceae. The coding region runs from base 1 to 3393 and encodes 1130 amino acids. Gene Ontology annotation, biological process: nuclear-transcribed mRNA poly(A) tail shortening. Gene Ontology annotation, cellular component: P-body; PAN complex. Gene Ontology annotation, molecular function: nucleic acid binding; protein binding. The transcript has a single exon. The record is from RefSeq and is a predicted model, not a curated record.
AUGAAUAACUGGCAGCAUUCAUUCAAUAAUCAGUGUAAUCUAACAGAGCAUCUUCAAAAGCCAUACCUUCGUUUUGAUAACAGAGAGAAGACAACGACAAAAGUAGUAUUUGAUGACCGAACAAAUUUGAUAUGGGCUGGUGAUUCGUAUGGUUGCGUUUCGUCAUAUGACCCUUCAUUUUCACUAUACACACGAUUUAAAGGACACAUUGGUGGAGUUGCCGUGAACGACCUUCUAAGCCACCGAGACGGGAUUUUAUCACUGAGUGAAGAUUCAUUGCACUUUUCUAAUCGUAGAGGUGUGACGACAUUCAACUUGACAAGUAUAGACAUUGCAGCCUUUAGCGGAUUGAAAGCUAUGUGUUAUUCUUCUCCAGAAAAACAGCAUAAAGUUUACUGUGGUGGUGAAAAUUUAGCAUCUGGUAUAACCUCUAUUGAUUUAACUAAAGGGAAGUUUAUGUCAUCGGGUUAUUAUAAUUCUAAGGUAAAAUUGUUAAAGUCAAAUAAUAAACUGAUUACUGUAGGUAAAGAAUCCGGUUCAAUAGACUUAUAUGACCCUAAUUCCGACCAUAUCAUUAAAUCCUUUUCAGGACAUUCAGCAACAAUAUCAUCGAUGGAUGUCUGCGACUAUACUCUAAUUACCGCCGGGAAAUCCGAAAGAUUUUCUACCAUGUAUGCGGAUCCCUUUGUAAACGUGUAUGAUCUAAGAAAUAUGAAACAGUUACCUCCAAUAUCAUUUUCUAAAGGAACAACAAUGGGUAAUGGGGGUGCCGAUAUUGUUCAAUUACAUCCAUUAUUGCCCACUGUCAUGGUUGUUGCAACUUCCAGUGGUUCAUUUGAUUUUAUCGAUUUAGCAAAUCCGACAAUGAGGACUCAAUAUGUCCACCCUUGUCAAUCAAUAAAGGAUUUAACUCUCUCACCCAAUGGGGACUAUCUUUCUAUUGUAGAAUCUAACGAUUGCUUGAAUUUAUGGAAUAGGUCCCAAAAUACAACUGGAUUUACGAAUUUGCCGGAACCAUUAGAAUACCCUGAUUGCGUUAUGGAUGGUCCAACUCAGGGCCCUGUUGAUAUUGACAACGAUAACUAUCCCUUAAGUAGUGUUGGUCUUCCAUAUUACCACGAGAAACUUCUGUCUGCUUGGCCUCGUGUUAUCUUCAAAAGUAGUGGGACUAUCCCACGUAAAUUCGAUAUGAAUUCAUUACCAUUCUCAUCAAAUAAACUAACUGCAUCUUCUCAGCUUUCCAAUCUAAUUAAUGAACAAUUCCCAUUCCACCGUUAUGAUAAAACAACUAUGGGAUACAGAAACGUUGCGGAGCCGUACGUUUGUGUGAGUGAUCUUAGAAAUCAUUCAAGUAUAGAUUUGAAACCAGAAGAGCUAACUAGAUACAAGCCUGCUAAUGAUUUAGAAAUCCCUCCUGCAGUUCGUACUCUACCAUUUACUUCAGGGAGGUUUGGUUCGAAUAAUUUUGAUUUUAGAGGAUUCAAUAAGACUUCAUAUUCUGGAUUAGAUACAGAUAUUGAUAACUUAUAUACGAAUGCUAUUCUUCAACUUUAUAGGUUUGUCCCCGAAGUUUACAAUUUUGUUGUCGGAUGUUUAAAGGAUGAGAAUCUUGACAAGAUUACUUUACUUUCCGACUUAGGUUAUCUUUAUGAUAUGAUGGGUAGAUCUCGUGGGAAGGUCUGUAGUUCUUCAGGUUUCCAAUUAGCUUUAAAUUCUAUCGAUGAAGCUAAAGAAUUAAAUCUAGUUAAUACACCUAACGAAUAUACUAAAGAUACUUUGGCGCUUGACAGGUUAAAUUUGAAUUCUGAUAAGCUCACCCCCCCAUCAACAUCUUCUACUUCGAGCAGUUAUAGUAAACCAGUUGAAAAAUUAUACAAGAGCCUAUCGCAAAGAUUCAAUGAUUUUUUACUUUCCAGAUUGAUCAAAGAAGAAUUUACCACUACUGGAAACAAUACAGCGUUAGAGCAAUGUUUUGGAUUCCAAUUGGAAACGAAUGUGAAUGCGACCUGUAAUGAUUAUGAAAGACAAUCCACUAUAAUCCCAACAUUAACUGUUCUGUCACCAGCACGAAAUGGUAUUAAGCAAUCUAACAAAAAAUACAAUAAUAACAAUAAUCAAUCUAUCCUCACAUAUAUCGAAACAUCAAUGAAAAGAAUAAAACAUAUUAAUAGCCGCUGUGACAAGUGUCACAAGCAAGAAGUGGUAGAAUAUGAACGUACGAUUAAAAAUUUGCCCCCUGUUUUAUCUUUAGAAAUAUUAUUAACUAAGAAUGAAUGGAACACUGUGAAAAAUGCAAAAAAUUGGUUAGCGAAGGGAUUUUACGCUACCAUUCUCAAAGAUAAAGCAGUCAUUAGAUCCAAUGCCAUUGAUCUUAAAUCAAACAAUCAAGUUUUUAAAUAUGAAUUAAAUGGGUAUGUUGCGAGGAUCAACGACCCGGCCGGUGAGUUGAAAUUAGUUACAUAUGCCAGAGUUUUCGAUUACAAGCUUAACGUUUUCAAAUGGUAUAUGCUUAAUGAUUAUUUAGUUAUUGAAGUCGAUGAAGAGGAAGCUUUAAAUAUAUCUCCAUGGUGGAAAACCCCUGAAUUAGUUAUUUAUUGUGAUGCUGAAGAACUUCGUAAACCAUUUUUUUCAGUAGACACGUAUUCCAUCAAUUAUGAUAUUUUAUAUCGUGAUCAUUUUGCUGCUGGUGUCAGAAAAGGUGUCAAGACUGAAUAUAAGUUGUUGACUAAGAGUGAAGGACCUACAGCAGGAACGUUAGUAGCUAUUGAUGCUGAAUUUGUUCUACUAAAUGAUGAACUGAGUGAAAUCAAUUGUAAAGGUGCCAAGACUAUUGCUAGAUCUAAAAGAAUUGCACUAGCAAGGGUGUCUGUCUUAAGAGGAGAAGAAUCUGAAUUAUUUGGUUUACCUUUUAUUGAUGAUUAUAUUGUCACCACAGAUCAUAUUGAAAACUACUUGACACGGUAUAGUGGUAUACAUCCUGGUGAUUUAGACCCACUAACGAGCUCUAGACCGUUAGUGAUGAGGUCAGUAAUUUAUAGGAAACUUUGGUUAUUGUUGCAAUUAGGUUGUGUAUUUGUUGGUCAUGGAUUAUACAAUGAUUUUAAGAAUAUUAAUAUUAAUGUUCCAAGUAAACAAAUCAGAGAUACCGCUUUGUAUUUCUUACAAGGUAAAAGGUAUUUAUCACUAAGAUAUCUUGCCUUUGUUUUGUUAGGUAAUAAUGUGCAAGAAGGUGAUCAUGACUCAAUUGAGGAUGCUCACACGGCAUUAAUACUUUACAAGAAGUAUUUGAAUUUGAAAGAAAAUGGUACUUUAGAAGCAACGAUUAAAAGUUUAUAUGACGAAGGAAGAGCUUCUAAUUAUAAAGUUCCUGAAAAACAAGCUAAACAGCUGUGA